AUGAAGAUGCGAUCCGGCCUGACUGGCUUCCUCCUCGCAGCAGGCCUCGCCCACGCCAUAGACCUGGACGUGAACAAUACAGAUUCCCUCAUCAGCGCCAGCAGAACCAUCGUCGGCAACAUCCUCUCCCUCUACCGCAGCUCCAACAACAGCAAUGGCGACAUGCCCGGCUUAUUCGGCGCGCCUUACUUUUGGUGGGAGGGCGGCCUCGCCUUCGACAGUCUGAUCAACUACUGGUCCAAAUCCAAAUCUGGCGAUGACAGCAUCGUGCAAACGAUCCAGGAUGGAAUGCUUUUCCAAGUUGGGCCAGAUCACAACUACAUGCCGCCAAACCAAACCAAGUCCCUGGGCAACGACGAUCAAGCCAGCUGGGCGCUUGCUGCUAUGACGGCCGCGGAAAAUGACUUUCCCGAACGUGAUGAUCAAAAUAUUUCGUGGAUACAGCUGGCUACUAAUGUUUUUGAGAGUCAGGUUCUGCGCUGGGAUGAGGAGAGCUGUGGUGGUGGGUUGAAGUGGCAGAUUUUUACGUUUAAUAAUGGUGAUUGGGCGCGGAGAAGUAUCGAGUGGAGUUAUCAGAUUGGUCUGAUCAAUAAUGAGACUGGUGCUGUGUAUGAUGGGACGGAUGACACUACGAAUUGUUCGGAGAUCAACUACAUCCAGUGGUCGAUGAACGCUGGGCUAUUGAUCGAUGCGGGUGCGUACAUGACGAAUAUUACUCAAUUCUCCUCACUCUCCAACGCUACCUUCUGGGACUUCACCCUCUGGCUCACCAUCUCCACCGCCUCCCGCAUCUUCGUCGACCAAGCCGCCUCCGCCAAUUCCCUCGGCCGCUCAAUCCUCUACGAAGUCGCCUGCCAGCCCUCCGAUAAUUGCUACGUCGACCAAAAAGCCUACCGCACGCGCCUCGCCCGUGCUAUGGGGAACGCUCGCCAUCUGGCUUAUCAAUCAUCCCAUUCCGUCAACGGCACAGGCGUUAAUGCCUAUAUCGAGCGGAUCACCAGUAUCCUCCAGACGUCUGCGACCGCUGCGGCAAGUCAGUGUACCGGUGGCGAGAUUGGGACUGCGUGUGGGAGUGAUUGGGUUAGUAGGGAGUUUGAUGGGAGCACCGGUCUUGGGGAGGAUCUGAGUGCAUUGGAAGUAAUUUUGGCGAAUCUGCCGGCCGGGCAGGUGAGGACAGCGGACGGUGCUCGCAAUGGAACGGGGACGAGUGAGAGUGGUACUGAGAAUGGAACGCAGACGUCGAGUGCUGACGAGGCAGGGUCGACGAGUGGGACAGUACUAGAGUCCACCACACCUCUUUUCCAUCAAACCUACAAAUCCAACCACCACGACCUACCCUACAGGACCAUGACCGACAACUGGGGCACCCGCGGCACAGGAACCUUCGUCCCAACCUCCCACGCCUCACCAUACGACGCCAUCAACCCAAGCGCCAUCAAACUGCCGAAGCCAUAUGUCGUCUGCAUAGUCGGCGCCUCGAGGGGCAUAGGCGCCGGCGUCGCCCACAGCUACGCACAAGCAGGUUGCUCCGGCCUCGUUCUCGCCUCAAGACGGACCUCAGGACUCGAGGAGGUUGCUGCUGAAUGUCGGAAGAUCGAUUCCUCGAUUGAGGUUGAAAUUGUGGCGUGCGAUAUCACCAGCGCCGAAUGCGUAGCGAGUCUCGCAGAGGGCAUCAAAGAACGAUUUGGUCGUCUAGACAUCGCCGUUGUCAACUCGGGAUACUCUGGACCAGUAGUCUUGAAGAUCACAGAGACCGAUCCCAGCACCUUCCAAAACGCCACAAACGUCAACUACGUCGGGACCUUCUUGUGCGCGAAGUACUUAAUCCCACUGCUCCUCUCCACCCCAGACGGAGCCAAGGCCUUCAUCGGCGUCAACAGCCUCGCCUCCUUAAUCAUCCGCGGUCCAAUCGCAAACGCCCAAUACUGCGUCAGCAAGGCAGCACAGCUCAAACUCCUGGAGAACAUCCACGAGCAGUAUCAGGACGAAGGCUUGUCGACGUACGCGGUACACCCUGGCGCGGUCUUGAGUGAGAUGGCGGAUGAGACAACGCCGGAUGCGUUCAGGCCGUAUUUGACGGACUCGCCGUUGCUUUGUGGGGCAUUUUGUGUGUGGUUGACGAAAUAUCGCGAGCGUGGGGAGAACGGGUGGUUGGCAGGGAGGUUAUUGAGUGCGAAAUGGGAUGUUAGUGAGCUCCUAAAGAGGAAGGAGGAGAUUGUGCAAAAGGAUCUGUUGAAGCUGAGGUUGAGUCUAUAG
Messenger RNA from Fulvia fulva, 2256 nucleotides. RefSeq names its product Mannan endo-1,6-alpha-mannosidase DCW1. NCBI's taxonomy places the organism in Eukaryota, Fungi, Ascomycota, Dothideomycetes, Mycosphaerellales, Mycosphaerellaceae. Bases 1 to 2256 code for a protein of 751 amino acids. The transcript is spliced from 4 exons. Gene Ontology annotation, molecular function: mannan endo-1,6-alpha-mannosidase activity. The record is from RefSeq and is a predicted model, not a curated record. Gene Ontology annotation, biological process: fungal-type cell wall biogenesis; carbohydrate catabolic process.